AUGGAAAGUACACGUAUUUGUGUUCAAUUGUGCGUCUUUGUGGCGUUCGUCACCGUCGCUGUCGCAGAUAACCGAAACAUAUCUGAAUGCCCGGGUCCAUUGACGUAUUACAAGGAUCUUGGAUGCACGCCAAUAUACAACAAUAAGGACAUUUGCCCGAAAAGUUUCAACUGUAAUCAUAUCAAACUAAGAUCUAGGGACAAUUGUUAUAUUAACGGCCAUGUAUAUAAUUCCAACGAACUUCUUAACCCUAACGAUUCAAACGUUUGCGAUAUCUCAUGUAUUUGCAAACUUUCAUUUAUCCAAAAUCAAAUUGCUGCGUUUCAGUGUUUGGAAUACCAAUGUACCAGGAUAGAGAUACAUGAUGGUUGCUAUUUACGGGAAGAACCAACAAACUGUUGCAAAAAUCAGCAAGAAAUUUGUCCUGUAAGAAUGAAUAACAUACCUAUUUGUCGUGUAAACGGUCAUGCAUAUAUGGAUGGUGAAUCUUUCACUGUGGAUGAAGAACCCGAUUUGAUUUGCAAUUGCCUACCAGGAUACAAAGGUGAAAAUGUUCCACCUUUUUGUAUCAAGCUUAAUCAUUCUCCGUGUCUUCACCCUGCAUUCAGUCACAAUGAUUACUUUCGUCAAAAUUGUGCUCCAGUUUUCAAUGAUUACAUAGAAAAGAACAUGUGUUAUGUGGCGAUGUUAUGUCAUACUCCUGGCGACAUUGUCAUUUCUAACCGAUUACCUUUUAUAAUGAAUGACUAUAUUAAUAUGUGCAUAUUUGGUAAUUUGCUAAUGCAAAUUGGAGACAGACUACAGCCAUCUCCAGAAUAUAUGGUCGAGAGUAUUGAUUGCACUUGCGAAGUACCACCUGUACUAACUUGUAUGUAUAUCAGACAAUGUUCGGAUAGCAUUCUAUUCUCUAAAGUAACCAUCCCAAAGCAACCAUCACCGUAUAUACGUAGAAGCAAUCACGUGAUGCAAGUUAUGUGGCAGUCGGAAUACAACAGUGCCAAAAGUGGGCUCUCCAAGCUGACGGACGAAUGCAGUUUGGAAUAUGCAUGA
Molecule: messenger RNA, 1050 nt
Organism: Trachymyrmex septentrionalis
Lineage: Eukaryota; Metazoa; Arthropoda; Insecta; Hymenoptera; Formicidae
Exons: 8
Coding region: 1-1050 (349 amino acids)
Source: RefSeq, a predicted model, not a curated record